AUGUCUCUCUCUGAUGUUUGGGCAUCCGAUGAAGAAGAAAAUGUUGCCAAUACGGCGGUAACAUAUGAUAAAAAAAUUGCAGAACGUGAAUGGGAACGCAUGAAUGAAAUUUAUGGAAAUGUUGGCUAUAAAGAUGGUAUAGAGGAAGGCAAAGAAAAUACUCUCCAGCGUGGAUUUGAUGUUGGGUAUGCAGAGGGCGCUCGGUUUGGUGUAGAAUUUGGUCGAUUACGUGGACACUAUAUUGGAGUUCUAUUCACUGGAUAUCGAUCUUUGAUGAAUGAUUUGUCAAAAUUGACAUAUGAUGAUGUGUUCACCAAAGAUUAUUUUUUGUUAAAUUAUAACGGGGACACGAAGACAUUAAAAGACCGUGAUGAUAUUAUUACAAAGGAUUUUAAUGUUCAGGAGAACUCAACAACCAAAUGCUCUUGUAAACAUCUUGAUGAUAAACAACAAAAACGGCAACUUCAUCAAAACGAUAAUUUUAUUGGAUGUUGUCAAGGGGAUCAGGAAAAAUGUGAGAAUUGUGCAUGUUGUGAUUCUGAAGAACAAUCGAUCGGUGGUAAUCUUGAUGAUAGCGUGUCUAAUUUAGGACUCGGAUUAUCAUCAGAUCGCGAAACUUUACCGAGUAUAAAUAGCUCUGCUGAAAAGUUAUUGUUGGAGUAUCGUGACAAGGUCUCGGAAAUUUUAAAAAAGCUCGGAUUUAAUGUUGAUUUGUUUCUUGAAAGAUAG
Ambispora gerdemannii is the source of this 729-nucleotide messenger RNA. Lineage: Eukaryota; Fungi; Glomeromycota; Glomeromycetes; Archaeosporales; Ambisporaceae. The record is from the annotation of a GenBank genome assembly.